This is a messenger RNA of Angiostrongylus costaricensis, 1659 nucleotides long. Lineage: Eukaryota; Metazoa; Nematoda; Chromadorea; Rhabditida; Metastrongylidae. The record is from the annotation of a GenBank genome assembly.
AUGGAAGUGAGCAACGAUAUCAUAAGUGAUGUUAAACCAUGCCAAGGACAAGUUGCUUCCACUGUUAUGACCGUUCCAAUGUAUCAUAAGAGUGUUUUGCAUAGUCGCAUGCUGCUCAGUCAACUGGCUGAACUUCGUGAUGACUCCCGUCUCUGUGACGUCGCCCUGGUUGUUAAGAGACCGUUUCAGGGCACUCGUAUCAACGCCCAUCGACUCGUGCUUACUGCAUGUUCCAACUAUUUUAGGGCUAUGUUUACUAGCGAAAUGGCGGAAAGCCGCUUGCACGCGCUGGUCAGUUUCUGUUACUCCGGCGAAAUAAAGAUUACCGAUCAGAAUGUUCAAAUUCUUCUCCCAGCAGCCUGCCUUCUUCAUUUAAAUGAAGUUCAGGAGGUAUGUUGUGAAUUUCUGAAGAAACAGUUAGAUCCAUCGAACUGUUUGGGCAUCCGAGCUUUCGCCGAUACUCAUGCUUGUCGAGAACUGUUGCGUAGCGCGGACAAGUACACUCUGAAUAAUUUCCAAGAUGUCGUUGGUACUGAGGAGUUUCAUCUUCUUCCUGUAAAUCAGUUGUUAUUGGAGCACGUCCGACUUCCAUUGUGUCAUCCUAAGUUCCUCGUUAGUACUGUGAGUGAAGACGCUCUCGUGAAAGCGGAUGCUGCGUGUCGAGAUCUCGUCGAUGAGGCCAAGAAUUACUUACUUUUACCACUUGAACGACCCAACAUGCAAGGGCCUCGUACUCGACCACGAAAACCAAUAAAGUUUGGAGAAGUGCUGUAUGCAGUGGGAGGGUGGUGUAGUGGAGACGCAAUAGCUUCCGUAGAACGCCUGGAUCCUGGGAAGGCCAUACCAGUGUGGCAAUGUGUAGCGCCAAUGAGUAAACGGAGAUGUGGAGUUGGUGUUGCUGUAGUGGACAAUUUGUUAUACGCUGUUGGUGGCCAUGAUGGGCAGACGUAUUUGAACAGUAUUGAAAGGUUCGAUCCAGCUACGAAUCAGUGGUCGUGCGAUGUUGCCCCAACGUCUACUUGUCGGACGUCUGUUGGUGUGGCAGUACUUGAUGGCUUCUUAUACGCUGUUGGUGGGCAAGAUGGUAUCAAUUGCCUAGAUGUGGUUGAACGUUAUGAUGCUCGCCGAAAUGAAUGGACAUGUGUUGCUCCGAUGGGCACUCGUCGGCUAGGGGUGUCAGUAUCCGUUCUCAAUGGCUGCAUAUAUGCUGUCGGAGGAUCUGAUGGACAAUCACCAUUGAAUACAGUGGAACGGUUGGAUCCACGCGUAGGCAAAUGGGAAAUGGUUCGUCCCAUGUCUACUCGCCGAAAACACUUAGGUUCAGCAGUCUUUGAUGGUCACCUGUACGCAGUGGGAGGAAGAGAUGACUCGUGUGAAUUAAGUUCCGCAGAGAAGUAUAACCCAGUGACAAAUGAGUGGAUGACGGUUGUUGCAAUGAAUAACCGAAGAUCAGGAGUCGGACUGGCUGUAGUCAAUGAGAAAUUAUACGCAGUAGGAGGAUUUGAUGGAAGGACUUAUUUAAAGACCGCUGAAGUUUUCGAUUUGGAAGCUAAUCAGUGGAAGCAUCAUGGAUGCAUGAACUACCGGUUCGUUUUUCUUCUUUUAAGACCGUUUUUUAGUUCUUGUCUUGAUGGUAUAACAAUUUUCUGGUAUUCUUAA